UUUUUAUACAUUAUCCAUAUAUGUUUUAGUUCCACUUUUGAACAACUUCUUAGUACAAAUAUUAUUCUCAUUAAACAGGAAGUUAAGAGUUGCUCGAAUAGGAAAAUGAAGGAAACAAAUACUAGCUAUCGUACAAAUGAAGGUUGGUGUGCCUCAGUGGGUGACCAUGCACAAGUCUCUCCUUGAUGAGAGAUCUUGGGUUCAAUUCCCACCUAGAAAAGAUGAUGAAGGCUUUGCUUCCCGUGAUUCUCUCUACAUUUACGGAGUAGCUCAUGAGUUGAGGAUGAAGAAGAUAGUAAUGUAGUUAGUGGGUUCAUGCACCGGUAGCAGCAAUUUGAAAGGGAUAGGUGGUGUAAGUUUCGCUGAAUUCGUCUUUAGAGCUUAUCAAUGAAGCUUACUUAUAAAUUUACUUGUGUAAGGACUUUGAUUGAUAGUUCAUAAAUUUCAGAAUUAUAGCCCACACCAAAAAAAAGGAAACAAAUACAAAGACUACUAAAUAGAAUAGUGCACAAGUGAAAUGACGAAAUGAACCCACAUGGCAGAGACGAAAGAGGAAUUUGGACGUUGAAGACUCGGACAACAUUAGACUAUUAGAGCAUCUCCAAUGGUGCACAUGUGGCAUGUGAGAUGACCACAUACAUACUCAUAAAUAAAUUAUCACUCUCCUUAUUUGAAUGAUUUUAUACAAUUUUGGUAAGUUAUUUUAAGGGAAAACUGUCAAAUAGACCCCCAUACUAUACUGAAAAAGUCAAUUAAGUCCUCGUACUAAAAAAACACCCAAUCAAGCACCCCAACUUAAAAAAAAAAUCAAUUCGGUCUUUUAGUAGGUAAACAACAGGUCAGCCGGUAAAUGUGUACACGUGGCGCAGAUGUGGAUUUUUUUUUUCUGUUUUUAUUUCCUGUUUUGCUUCUUGUUUCCUCAUACGCUUGUUGCUCCAUUUAUAAUCUUCUAUCAACAAGGCGGAGCCACGGUGACUAUAAACCUCCUCUUGCACACCCACCUAAUUAAUCAAGACCGUAUGAGCAAUAAAAGACAGAUGGACAGUCCACGGGGCUAACAGAGUACCAGCGGCAACAAAUCGGCAAAAAAUAUACGUAGUAUAUCGUUCGAUCCAAAACUUCCGGCGUCCCCUUCGUUAAAUUAAUGGAUUAGGUGAGGCGACUGCUACACCAUUUGAGGUCCGAAAUCACAGGCCACGGGCCCACAACUUGCUCCUAAGGGCUGCACUUGGUGAAGUUAGGAUGCGGCGGCAGACCGACAGUGGGUGAAAGCGUAAAAACAAGGAUCUGGCGAGCUGAGAAUUGGGGUGAAGAAGAAGGGAAAUUUGGAAUGGAAGAAACAGAAAGAAAUAAAAAAAAUACACUAGUUGCAGAUCUACUUGCAGGCAUACGUAGACCAGGCCAAUAAGGAAGAAGAAAGGAGGGAGCCGGAAGAACGAAGGAAGAAAGAAGGAAAGAGAAACAAAGAGAGAAAGGAAAGAAAAGGAAAAGAAAAUGAAAAAAUCCACCUCAGCGCCAUUUGUAUACAAUUACCGGUUGACCGGUUGCAAACUUACUAAAGAGGCGAAUUGAUUUUUUUUUUAAAGUUGGGGUGCUUGAUUGGGUGUUUUUUCAGUACGGGAGCUUAAUUGACUUUUUCAGUAUAGUACAGGGGCCUAUUUGACAGUUUUCCCUUAUUUUAACAAUGUCAAGCACAAUGUCUAUAUCUAGACAGUCUCCUUGACAUUACAGAGAAAAACUUACCAAAUUUGUAUAAAAUCAAUUAAAUAAGAAGAGAGAUAAUUUAUUUGGUGAUAUUUGUGUGGCUAUCUCGCAUGACAUAUGUGCACCGUGCAAUAAGAUUCAAGAUGGUCUUAGCAUGCUCACAUAGUCAUACAUGAACUUCAUUCAGCUAGACGAAAUGAAGAAUUUUAAUCUAUCAUAUAUAUACUCCGUGCUACAUAUCAUAUCAUCUGUGCAGGAGAGGGAAAAAGCGUUCACGGAAAUCAGACUGGUAAGAAAUCAUGAAGAGGAGAAGAACAAGGAGCAGCCCGACCCCCCAGGGGGUGGUGCCGGCCCGGUGAAGGGAGUCCCUCUCCGGCAACCGCAAGAAGAACAGCCGCGGCGGCGACUUCUCGAGUCUGGAAAGAAGGUGCAAGCAGAGGAGGAGGAGGAGCGGGGAGAGCAUGAGAAGCAGCUUGAUUUGGUCUAUGACCCCCUCCAGAACGGAGUCAUAGUUGAUGUACCACGUGAUGCCCACGAGCAUCAACACUGUGGCCAUGAAGAAGCAAAGGUGGGCUGAUAACGCCGGAGGCGGCGCCGCCUGAGAAUAAUAACCGCCCGCCACCGCCAUAUAUGUGUAUGUAUAUAUUUAUAGGUUGAUUUGAUAUGAUGGAUGAAUAAAUGAGUGUUAAUGGGAUUCUGGAUCAAAGCUAGCUAAAUUGGUUCCCUCGGCUGGAUGGGUUAACUAAAGUAACAAUACAUUCUUUGAUCAACAAUGAAUUGAAACACUACAUGCAUAGCUGCUUUUACAUCUACUACGUAGUAUAUACCAAACCAGAUUCGGCGGGCGUGCCUUUUAUAGAGGUCGAUGGAAUUAAAGCCCGCCCCGGUGGCCGGUGCUAUAUUGAGUUCUUG
This is a messenger RNA of Cuscuta epithymum, 2616 nucleotides long. NCBI's taxonomy places the organism in Eukaryota, Viridiplantae, Streptophyta, Magnoliopsida, Solanales, Convolvulaceae. The record is from the annotation of a GenBank genome assembly.